This is a messenger RNA of Ruditapes philippinarum (Manila clam), 2175 nucleotides long. RefSeq names its product probable G-protein coupled receptor 139. Gene Ontology annotation, molecular function: G protein-coupled receptor activity. Gene Ontology annotation, biological process: G protein-coupled receptor signaling pathway. The transcript has a single exon. Gene Ontology annotation, cellular component: plasma membrane. The record is from RefSeq and is a predicted model, not a curated record. Lineage: Eukaryota; Metazoa; Mollusca; Bivalvia; Venerida; Veneridae. The coding region runs from base 158 to 1360 and encodes 400 amino acids.
AUUCAUAUAAUAUUCUACUUGUUAAUGACGGAGUGCAUCAAUUUGAUAAAUGGAAAUUUUGUCUAUACAUCAUAGCUGUUCACGACAGAAGGUAGCUUUUUAUGAAAGAGUUUUCGUACAAAUACGUCGUUAAAAUAAACUGUAUUUUUGCAUUAUAAUGUCAAACUUAACGAAAGGAAAUAAUAUUUCCAUUUCAACUGUAAGAAACGCAGUCGUUAAAGAAUCGCCUGUUUUACUGCCUGGGUGGCCGAACUGUUCAUCACUACCAGACCGCCUCCCUGAUGGACCUUACGCUAUAGCGAAUGAUUGGAUUAGUGCUGGGUUACCACCAGUUAUUAUUGUGUUUGGAGUAUUUGGAAAUCUUCUGACAAUUAUUGUUUUAAACCGUUCAAGCAAAAAGCUUUCUUCAACAACUUUAUACCUCGUUUGCCUUGCAAUAUCAGACAUGGUGUUCUUGUUGAAUGGCCCACUGAGGCAAUGGAUAAGACAUACAUGGGAAUAUGAUAUCCGGGGCUUAAAUGAAAUUUUCUGCAAGUUUACAGUCUGGUUGACGUAUGGAACACUGCAAUUCUCUUCCUGGUCCCUUGUUGCUCUAACGGUAGAACGCGUUGUCAGUGUGUUGUGGCCCCACAAAGUUAGAACCAGAUGCACUACUUUUUUAUCCAAAGUGGUUGUAACAAUUCAAUUCGUAAGCAUAUUCGGACUAAACAGUCACUGGUUUUACGGGUUAGGGACAUCAAAGUUAGAAUACUAUGCUGUGAAAACAUGCAUGCCUUUAUAUGAUGAAUAUUCGUAUUUCUUCCAUCAUAUUUGGCACUGGAUAAAUUUUGUCGUCGCGUUUGCUGUUCCAUUUAUCAUACUUGUAAUUGGGAACAGCAUAAUUAUCUUCAAGUUGAAAUCUUCAGAGGAGAAGCGCAACCAGAUGAGCGUCAUGCAGACAAAAGGGAAACUACUGAAGGCGGAGAAGGAGAAGAAAACAUUAACAAUCGUGUUGAUUUCACUAAAUGCUGUAUUUUUCUUGAGCCAGACACCAAUGUCUGUUUAUUACAUUUACAUACCAUACGGAAUUGCAAAAGUGAAUGAACUUGCAUGUGAUAACUAUACUGAAUACAAAAACCAGGCGGAAAUUAUAUGGCUGUGCUAUAAUGUAGUAAAUAUCCUUGCAUACAUGAACGCGACGCUUAAUUUUGUUUUAUAUAUUAUCAGCGGUUCUCGUUUUCGUGCGGAAAUCAUAGCACUGUUUCGAUGCCAAGGAACACGUUCAAUUGGUGUGUUUGAAACAUCAGCAAGUGUAAGGAAUGGAAGGAACGGAUCUAUUGCAGAGAAGGCUACAGUGUCCACUAUAUGUACAACUGAAUAGCAAUGGUCAAAGAAGUAACAUAAAAGCGUUUGUUGCAGACGAGAACUUAAUAGAAAAUACGAGUGGUGUUUAUAACAACAAUUACAUUCUCCAGAAAGAUGUAUAAGAAGGGAUGGAGUUUAUAUGGCUAAAGAAUUCGAAAUUGCCAUUUGUUAUGUAUGUGUCUAUGACUUGCUUCAAGUGUUGUGACAUGUAUUUUAUAGCCAUUAGUUAUUUAUUUAUUUUGUUUUGAUAAAUAGAAAUACCUUAAUCAUACGAAUUUCAAACUUUGUUAAAUAUAAACAUGUAAUUGGAAAGGUCGUUCAUUUUGCAUAACUGUUUCUAAAUGAUGUAUAAAAUGUUGUGUGUUCUUUAGGCUUUUACUAUCUUGAACAUCGUUUGUGUGUCUAUGAAUAUUGUAUGCUUAUGUAUUUUACUAAAUCUCUAAAUGUUCAUUAAAUGUGUUAUGUAAAUAAAUAUUGAAAUUAUUAUUUUAAUUUUGUAAGUCAUUUAAAUAAACAAAUAAGGAAAGUGGAUAUAAAUGUCAAAAGUGGUAUGAUACAUAUGCUACAUGCUAAGUAAAGUGGUAUAAUAUUUUGUUUAUAAUACUACACGUUUUAACUGGACCAAUUGUUCAUAUUUUAUUAAUAUAUACGGCUGCUAGUAAUUUUUUAAUUAUCUUUUCUUUUUAUCUCAUUCAAAGUGUACAACUGUGUAUAAAUUACUUUUUUGAGGUUAUAUGGACAUUAACAAACGCGAAAUGGCUUAUCAUAUAAACAAAUAGAAUAGCAUUAUAGUAAUAAGUAAUUAAUAUGAAUUGAAGAAUGAAAAUAGAA